Messenger RNA from Tupaia belangeri chinensis (Chinese tree shrew), 2413 nucleotides. Its product is annotated as transmembrane protein 132B. The transcript has 6 exons. Bases 851 to 2413 code for a protein of 520 amino acids. The record is from RefSeq and is a predicted model, not a curated record. Lineage: Eukaryota; Metazoa; Chordata; Mammalia; Scandentia; Tupaiidae.
UGUUCUCUCCAUCUGCUCCCUCUUCACUUCCUGUUCUCUCCAUCUGCUCCCUCUUCACUUCCUGUUCUCUCCAUCUGCUCCCUCUUCACUUCCUGUUCUCUCCAUCUGCUCCCUCUUCACUUCCUGUUCUCUCCAUCUGCUCCCUCUUCACUUCCUGUUCUCUCCAUCUGCUCCCUCUUCACUUCCUGUUCUCUCCAUCUGCUCCCUCUUCACUUCCUGUUCUCUCCAUCUGCUCCCUCUUCACUUCCUGUUCUCUCCAUCUGCUCCCUCUUCACUUCCUGUUCUCUCCAUCUGCUCCCUCUUCACUUCCUGUUCUCUCCAUCUGCUCCCUCUUCACUUCCUGUUCUCUCCAUCUGCUCCCUCUUCACUUCCUGUUCUCUCUGUCGGCUCCCCAUUCACUUCCUAUCUGCUCCCUAAUCAUUUCCUGUUCUCUCCCUCUGCUCCCCAUUCACUUCCUGUUCUCUCCAUUUGCUCCCCCUUCACUUCCUGUUCUCUCUGUCUGCUCCCCAUCCACUUCCUGUUGUCUCCGUCUGCUCCCCAUUCACUUCCUGUUCUCUCUGUUGGCUCCCCCUUCACUUCCUAUUCUCCCCAUCUGCUCCCCAUUCACUUCCUGUUCUCUCCAGCUGCUCCCCAUUCACUUCCUGUUCUCUCCAGCUGCUCCCCAUUCACUUCCUAUCUGCUCCAUAGUCACUUCUUGUCUGCUCCCUGUCUGCUUCCUGCUUGCUGUUCCUCUGCUUCCUCUGUACUUAGCUACUUUCUGGUCCUGUGAGCCCAAAGAUGACCACUGGCCUCAUGGCCUCCUGUCUGUGUGCCCUCUCCUUUAUCAGACCACGAGACAGAGAGUCGCGGGAUGGCGGAUAGCCUGCAGAGGUUCUCCUCGCUCCCUGCCUACCUCCCCACGAGCUUCCACAUCUCCAACGCAGAGGAGUCCUUCUUCCUCAAAGAAGCCAACCAGGACCUCACGAGGAACUCCAGUCUGCAGGCCCGGGUGGAGUCCUUCUUCAUCUACCGGGCCAGGACGCCCCCUCUGAUCAAUGCCAGCUAUGGCCCGUUUUCCGUGGAGCAGCUCAUCCCCCCGGAGCUCCUGGUGACCUCCACACCCUUUGGAACCAUGGAGAAGUUCCCCUUCAACUGGAAGUUGAAAUCUCACAUCCUCGACAGCUCCAUCUACUCCAACAGACCCAAAGUGCAGACCUUGUUUUAUGUCUCCGGCAGGAGCUGGGAGGACAGCGACCCUUCAGAAGAUCUGCCCUGUGUCAAGAUGUUUGCCUUCCCCGAGGCCAGGGAGGUGGCGGCUGCCUGUCGGCUGCAGGGGGCCCCGGGGCUGUGUGUGGCCGAGCUGGAGUUGCUGCCUGAGUGGUUCAGCUCUGGCCUGGACCUGGAGCCACAGGAAGAGGUCCCCGCCCUGCUGGGGGGCUCUGCCAUGGAGCUCUUCUUCACUCUCCACCCGGCCGAUGAGGCUGGCCAGUGUCCUCUGGAGGAAGAGGGCAAAUGGGAGAACAACAUUCAUCCAGACCAGGACAGCCCCCCUCAGGCACUGCCGGCCCGAGAGAGGAUUGGGAGCGUGGUGGUCUACCCAACUCAAGACGACCUCAGGUGGUCGCUGGUGAGCCUGGACGAGAACGUGGUCCUCUCGGUGCCUCUGAAUCUUGUGCGCGAAGGGGACACAGCCACCUUUUUGGUCUCUCUGACCAGCAGCUCUGUGGCGGGCCACUUCACUCUCAGAAUCAAGGCGGCAGCAGGUGUGAAGAUAACGGCAGUGAGAGUCAGCAGCGAGGACCAGUGGGCGGUGCAGGAGGAAAUCGAUAACAGCGGCGCCCAGACGACGGCCGCCCUUACCUGCAUGGGGCAGCCCCCGGACGUGCAGAGCAGAACAAAUGGCUCCUUCUACGAGAUCCUGCAAGUAGACUUCGGAGUUGACAACAGCAGUGGCCUGGCGGGGGCCCAGCAGAUCACCUGGCAGGUGGAGUACCCGGCGGAGGACACCAUGAGCGAGCUGGUCGUCUCCGAGAUCUUUGUUAGCCAGACCACCUUCGUGGGCAUCGUCCCUCUGGCAAUGGACACGGAGGUUUUGAACACUGCCAUUCUCACUGGAAAGCCUGUCUCUGUUCCCGUCAAAGUCGUGGCAGUUCAAGAAGAUGGCUCCGUGGUUGACGUAUCAGAGUCUGUGGAGUGUAAGUCUGCGGAUGAAGAUGUCGUUAAGGUUUCCAACAACUGUGAUUCCAUCUUCGUGAAUGGGAAGGAAAUGAAGAGCAAAGUGGACACGAUCGUGAACUUCACCCACCAACACUUCACCUCCCAGUUAGAGGUCACCGUCUGGGCGCCCAGGCUCCCUCUGCAGAUUGAGAUCUCGGACACGGAGCUGAGCCAGAUCAAAGGCUGGAGGAUCCCAGUGGCCACCAACAGAAGGUGA